AUGGCAUCAACAAAAGACAAAGAACAUACAAAAGCAGCACUUGAGAAGAAAUUAAAUAAAAGAAGAGUUCCAGUUCCGAAAUUAACAAUGUCUACGGUUCAUGAUAAUGAUAAAUCUUUACUCAGUGAGGAAGAAGAAAAUGAAAUCAGCGAUAUCGUUAAAAGAAGAAAGAUUAAUCAAGAGCGUUGUAACAAAUCUAGAAAAGAGACAAAUACUUCUAUUAUUGCUGCUUAUGUAAGUGCAUCUAAUAAGCAGCAGUCAUUACAACUCAGUGCUGCUGACAAGAGUGAAGAAUCCAAUAUUUCUGAUAAUGAAGAAGACUCGAGUAAUAAUUUACUAAAAGAAAAACAAAAAGAAUUAGAUGAAUGUUUACAAAAACUUAUGCAUGCUGAAGACAGAGCAAAGUUUUGGGAAGAGCAAUAUAAUACUUUGCAAGAAUCUGGAAAUUACAACCUUACAGAAAAAACCGGAAAAAAUAUUAUUACUAUCCUAGAAACGAUCAGCAAUCGUACUCAUGAUGAUAAUGAUUAUAAUGCAUCUAAAAAUGAAAAAAGUUCUGUUAAAGAACAAACAAUCAACAUAGGAAAUGAU
Messenger RNA from Trachymyrmex cornetzi, 591 nucleotides. RefSeq lists its product as uncharacterized. The record is from RefSeq and is a predicted model, not a curated record. The transcript is spliced from 4 exons. The annotation marks the transcript as partial. Lineage: Eukaryota; Metazoa; Arthropoda; Insecta; Hymenoptera; Formicidae.